Molecule: messenger RNA, 1719 nt
Organism: Ananas comosus (pineapple)
Lineage: Eukaryota; Viridiplantae; Streptophyta; Magnoliopsida; Poales; Bromeliaceae
Product: probable serine/threonine-protein kinase PBL3
Exons: 7
Coding region: 258-1559 (433 amino acids)
Biological process (GO): protein phosphorylation
Molecular function (GO): protein kinase activity; ATP binding
Source: RefSeq, a predicted model, not a curated record
GCCGUUGCCCCUUUUCCCCCGUCACCUUCUCUCUCUCUCUCUCUCUCUCUCUUUUCUAUUAUGUGAUCGAGACCAAGGAAGGAAAAGCAAAAAAAAAAAACAAAAAACGAGAUAAAAAUCUUAUUUUGGGGGUAUACCCAUCGUAAAUAUCUCCUCUUGUUCUUCAAAAAGCUCUAGGAUUUGUUGGUUUUGGUGCUUGAAUCAUUAGUUUUAAAAAAGAAACUAAGAGAGAGAGAGGGAAAAGAGGGAGAAAGGAGAUGGGGAAUUGCGUGGACACUUCAGUGAGGGUUGGGCACGCUCAUCAAACAACUUAUGCGCGCGGAGUCAACCGCAAAACAAGCGAGCCGAUGGCUCCCUUAACUUUGAGCAAGCCGGCCCCCGCGGCUCUCUCCGCGUGCCUUCCCGCCGCUCGGACGGAAGGCGAGAUCCUUUCGUCCCCGAAUCUGAAGGCGUUUACGCUGAACGAUUUAAGGAGCGCCACGCGAAAUUUCCGAUCCGACAGCCUCAUCGGGGAGGGAGGAUUCGGGUACGUUUACAAGGGCUGGAUCGACGAGCAAACUCUUUCUGCCUCCAAGCCAGGAUCGGGGAUGGUCGUUGCAGUUAAAAAGCUCAAGCCGGAGGGUUUUCAGGGCCACAAGGAAUGGCUGACGGAGGUUAACUACCUGGGGCAGCUUCACCAUCCCAAUUUGGUUAAGCUCAUUGGAUACUGCUCGGAGGGCGACAACCGCCUUUUGGUUUACGAGUUCAUGCCGAAAGGAAGUUUGGAGAAUCAUCUCUUCAGAAGAGCUCAGCCGCUACCGUGGGCGAUAAGGAUAAAGGUGGCCGUCGGGACCGCGAGGGGUCUCUCAUUUUUGCACGACGCCAAGACACAAAUUAUAUAUCGCGACGUGAAGGCCUCGAACAUUCUCCUCGAUUCGGAAUACAAUGUGAAGCUUUCAGAUUUUGGAUUGGCGAAAGCGGGACCAACCGGGGAUAAAACCCACGUUUCGACGCAAGUGAUGGGCACUCACGGUUACGCUGCUCCAGAAUACAUUGCUACAGGUCGGCUCUCCGUGAAAGCCGAUGUUUAUAGCUUCGGUGUAGUACUGCUGGAGUUGCUAACCGGGAGGCGGGCCCUCGACAAGUCGAAAGUUGGAAUGGAGCAGAGCUUGGUGAACUGGGUCAAGCCCUACUUAUCCGGAAAGCAGAAGCUGCACCGCAUAAUGGACUUGAAACUCGAAGGGCAGUACCCCGGGAAAGGCGCCCAAAUCAUCGCGAGCCUCGCCUCGAAGUGCUUGUCCAGCGAGGCCAAGCUCCGGCCCAAAAUGUCGGAAGUGCUCGCGACACUGGAGCAGCUGCAGGACAUGAAGCACAGCGUGUUACAGUCUCCGUCGAUCGGCGGUCGGACAGCUUAUAAUAGUCCGAUGAGAUCGCCGUUGGGGAAUCACUACCAUUCGCCGAGGAGAUCGCCGGUGGGGAAUCACUACCAUUCGCCGAGGCGAUCACCGAUCGGCGGAUCUCCCUCGGUUCCGCAAAGAAGGUCGUCGAAUUUGAAUUUAAUAUCGCAUCGCAGAAAAUGAGGAGGAGGUAAACACAUCCAUUUACUUCUCAAAGUAUUUUAGCUAUAUAUAGCAUUUUAUUUCUAGAGUUGUUAUAGUUAUGACCUCUAAAAACUCAAAAAUAUGAGGUUUAUUAUUAACAUAUAGGACACAUAUGUUGUAUAUAUAUAGUUUUGUUUCA